AUGGGACUGAUGGACCUCCUCUGCUCCGUCCGGGACAGAGCCGACAAGUUCCUCAACGAGAAAAAUGUGGUCACGGAUUUCCUCGGAAAACUGGAAGAAAAGACUGGGAUCAAGAAGAAGAUCAUCGCAGUGGGAGCCGUGUCCAUCACUGGACUGUACCUGGUCUACGGCUACGGCGCCUCUCUGCUCUGCAACAUGAUCGGCUUCGUGUACCCCGCCUACUACUCGAUCAAAGCCAUCGAGAGCGAGAACAAAGAGGACGACACAAAAUGGCUGACGUACUGGGUCGUGUACGGAGUCUUCAGCCUCGGAGAAUUCUUCUCAGACAUUUUCCUUUAUUGGUUUCCAUUCUACUACGCUUUUAAGUGCCUCUUCCUGCUCUGGUGCAUGGCUCCCGUGUCCUGGAAUGGUUCUCAGAUCAUCUACAGUCGUCUGGUGAGACCCGUCUUCCUGAAACACGAAGCCACCGUGGAUCACAUGGUCAACGACCUGAGCGGGAAGGCCAUGAGUGCAGCAGAGAACCUGACAAGAGAAGUUCUGUCGACUCUGGUGAAGAACAAGUCCAUCGUGGUUCCUUUGGACGCCAUGAGUUUACCGUGUCCCAGCGACGAGGCCGGACCCUCCAGACCACGCAAACACAAGUCACAUGACAGGUCACAUGACAAGUCACAUGACAGGUCACAUGACAAGUCACAUGACAAGUCACAUGACAGGUCACAUGACAAGUCACAUGACAGGUCACAUGAGAAGAUGGAGGACAAAGCUCCGUUCCUGGGCUGA
This is a messenger RNA of Knipowitschia caucasica, 780 nucleotides long. Lineage: Eukaryota; Metazoa; Chordata; Actinopteri; Gobiiformes; Gobiidae. The record is from the annotation of a GenBank genome assembly.